This is a messenger RNA of Bufo gargarizans (Asiatic toad), 1728 nucleotides long. RefSeq names its product probable E3 ubiquitin-protein ligase MID2. NCBI's taxonomy places the organism in Eukaryota, Metazoa, Chordata, Amphibia, Anura, Bufonidae. Gene Ontology annotation, molecular function: zinc ion binding; protein binding. The coding region runs from base 1 to 1728 and encodes 575 amino acids. The transcript has a single exon. The record is from RefSeq and is a predicted model, not a curated record.
AUGGCGUACAUGUUCUUAAAGAAGGAGAUCAUCUGCACCCUCUGCUCCGACAUUUACAAAAAGCCUGUGAUGCUGCACUGUGGACACAACUUCUGCAGCCGCUGCAUUAAGAUUCACAUUAGUAAGCAGGACUCGCACGUGUUAUACCCCUGCCCGGAGUGCAAGAAGAUAUUUAAAGCCAAGGCCCCGCUGACCAUCAACACAAAGCUGCAGAUCAUCGCGCAGAACUGGAGGUCAGUUGAGAAUCGCCAUAGCCUUGGUGACGCCAUGUGUAACUACUGCCUGGAUUACCUGAGCCCCGCCGUGAAAGUCUGCCUUCACUGUGAAUCUUCUUUGUGUGACAAACACCUAUUGGUCCACAGCAGAAGCCAGGAGCACCCACUAGUGGACGUCACAACUUCCUCGCAGACUAUGGUUUGCAGUUUCCAUGGCGAAAUGCUAAAGUUUUUCUGCACAGAUGACAAGUGUCUCAUUUGCACGUCGUGCUUCUUAACCGGCAGUCACCAAGGUCACCCGGUGCAGCUGCUGUCGGUCGCCUCCCGUCAUAAAAGGGAGAAGCUUCAGAAGCUUGCGGAGCACAUGUACACCGAGCUCGACGCCCUAAAGAGAAGAGAAAACCACCUGCAGGAGAUGCUGAACGAGAACACAGAAAAGGUGGAAGCUGGGAAAAAUGAGGUCCAACAAAUAUGUUAUGCCCUCCUUAACUAUCUGGAAGAUGUGAUGAGAAAAAUCACGGCUGAGAUUAAACACCAGAAAAUGGAAAUCUCAAGGGAAAUAUCACAUAAAUUGUCUUGUCUGCGGGGGGAGGAAAAGGACUUGUCCAAGAAGAUACAAAAGGUUGAGCAAAUGUGUAACGAGGACGAUCCCGUGCUCGUCCUGCAGGACAAAACCUUUGAAAAGUCCGAGCUGGAGAUGAAGCACCAGGCCGGACAGCUCCUCACAAAUGCCGAGUUCGACCUCCCACUCAUUUCCUUGAAAUUAACGAAGAGCCUUAUUAACUUUACAAAAUUAGCGAAGACCCUUUGGUCCACACAUUGUUUCCACCUGAAACACAAAGCCAAAAUCCUGCUGAAUAACUCCACUGCCAGCGACUACCUCCGGGUGCAACCCGACCGUAAAUCUGUUAUCUACAACACGCUUAAAAGCAAGGAGCGGCCAAUGCUGGGACAGUUCAGCACCCGUUACAUCGUCAGCGCGUCAGGCACACCUCCCAGAAAAUGCAAAGUAGAGCCACCAAAUCCUGAACAAUUCGAACCCCACCGCCAUGACCUGAGCGUGUCCGGCUCCUCUUCCAGAAAACACAAACUAGAACCACCAAGGUCCGGACAAUUCAAAACCAGUCUUGUCCUCAGCGAGUCAGCCUUCUCUUCUGGAAAACACUAUUGGCAAGUGUUAAGCUCCAAGAGCGGUGUGAAGAGCAUCGGCGUGGCGUAUAACUCCAUCAAGAAGGACGGCCCAGAAGCGUUUAUAGGCUACAACAAGAAGUCGUGGUGCCUGACCUGGAGCCACAGAUACAUAGAGGUCUGUCACGACUCCAGAUGCUUGCACAUCCCUUCUGUAGGAUCCAUCAUGUGCUCAGUAGGGGUGUAUUUGGAUUAUGAUGUCGGGCGGCUCUCCUUCUACAGGAUCUCCCCAGUUCAGCACCUCUACACCUUCACCAGUAAUUUCACCGAGCCUCUCCAUGCUGCGUUUUACGUAGUCAACUCCUGGCUGAAGAUCAUAUGUUAA